AUGUCAGUGCCGUCAGUGGGAAUAGACCUCGGGACCACGUACUCCUGCGUUGCCGUGUUCCAAAAUGGCAAGGUGGAGGUCAUCGCUAACGACCAGGGCAACAGGACUACGCCUUCGUACGUUGCCUUCAACGAUACCGAAAGACUGAUCGGUGACGCGGCGAAAAAUCAGAUUGCUAUGAACCCAAAAAACACAGUAUUCGAUGCAAAACGUUUGAUAGGAAGAAAAUUUGAUGAUCCCAAAGUACAACAAGAUAUAAAACACUGGCCAUUUAGUGUCAUUUCGGAGAAAGGUAAGCCAAUGAUUAUAGUUGAAUACAAGGGUCAGUCGAAGAAAUUCUCUCCCGAAGAAAUUUCUUCCAUGGUAUUGACUAAAAUGAAACAAACCGCUGAGACGUAUCUCGGUGGUACCGUCAAAGAUGCCGUAAUAACAGUGCCCGCAUAUUUUAACGACUCGCAGCGACAAGCAACAAAAGAUGCUGGGGUAAUCGCAGCGCUUAACGUCCUCAGAAUAAUCAAUGAGCCGACAGCCGCAGCUCUCGCCUAUGGCUUAGAUAAAGAUUUGAAAGGUGAAAAAAGUGUUUUGAUUUUCGACCUGGGCGGUGGCACGUUCGACGUAUCAAUACUCCAAAUAGCUGAAGGUUCACUGUUCGAAGUUAAAUCUACAGCGGGCGAUACUCAUUUGGGGGGCGAAGAUUUCGACUGCCGAAUGGUUGAUUACUUCAGUGAGGAGUUCGAAAAGAAAUAUAAAAGGAGUAUUAAGGAUAAUCCAAAAGCUAUACGGAGACUAAGAACGGCAUGUGAAAGGGCUAAAAGAACUCUUUCUUCGAAUACAGAGGCCACUAUAGAGAUAGACGCUUUACACGAAGGCAUUGACUUUUAUUCAAAAAUGACCAGAGCAAGAUUUGAAGAACUGUGUUCGGAUUUAUUCCGACAAACACUGACGCCAGUUGAAAGGGCAUUAAAAGAUGCGAAACUAAACACUAGGGAAAUACACGACGUAGUAUUGGUAGGCGGUUCUACAAGGAUUCCGAAAGUUCAGAGGAUAUUACAGGAAUUUUUCGGCGGGAAAACGCUGAACCUGUCAAUUAAUCCAGACGAAGCUGUAGCAUACGGCGCGGCCGUCCAAGCAGCCAUCGUUUCCGGAUCGAAGGACACUCGUAUACAAGAUGUGCUCUUAGUGGACGUAACACCUUUGUCACUAGGCAUUGAGACUGCAGGUGGCAUUAUGACAAAGCUCGUCGAUAGAAAUACCCGAAUACCAAUUGCGCAGAAAAAGAUAUUCUCAACUUACUCAGACAAUCAGCCCGCUGUCACAAUUCAAAUAUACGAGGGAGAAAGAGCAAUGACGAGGGACAAUAAUUUGCUAGGAACAUUUAAUCUCUCGGGUAUACCACCCGCUCCAAGGGGUCUACCACAAAUUGAGGUCACAUUCGAUAUCGACGCAAACGGAAUAUUGAAUGUAAGCGCCGAAGAUCGAAGUACCGGCAGAUCCGAGCGCAUAACCAUAUCGAACGAUAAAGGUCGCCUCAGCAAGAACGAAAUCGAGAAGAUGCUGCAGGAAGCGGAAAAGUUUAAGGCCGAAGACGAGGCAGCAGCCGAAAACUCCGGUAGCAGGCUUACGGACGGCGAGCGCAGCGAAGUGGUAACGGAGUGCAACAACCAGCUGCGUUGGCUGGAGGGGAACCUGAACGCCUCCGCUUCGGAGUUGGAGCAGCGGUUGAGGGCGGCGCAGAGCGUCUGCCAGCCGGCCAUGAUGAAGCUGCACGGAGCCAUGGGCGGCAGGCCGGGCAGUGCUGACGGGCCGAGGGUCGAAGAGCUGGAC
Iphiclides podalirius (scarce swallowtail) is the source of this 1824-nucleotide messenger RNA. The record is from the annotation of a GenBank genome assembly. NCBI's taxonomy places the organism in Eukaryota, Metazoa, Arthropoda, Insecta, Lepidoptera, Papilionidae.